GGGAGGCGGAGCCGGGCGGCGGCAGCGGCGGCGCGGAGCAGGUGAGGCCGGGGCCGGUGCGGGGCCCCCGGCCACCCUCGCAGCAGGUCGCCAGGCAGAAUCUCACUGCUGAGGACCCCUCACUCUGCUGAGGGCAGGGCCCGCUGCCUCCACGAUGGCAAGAUGGCUGCCCCGCUCCACUGCCCUGACCCGCUUCUGCCAGAAGCUCAACCGGGUGAAGACCCUGGAGGACGACAUGAUGGAGACAUCCUUUAACAGAUGCCUUUCCACCAUUGACUUGACGCUGCUGGGCAUCGGGGGCAUGGUGGGCUCCGGGCUGUACGUCCUCACAGGCACUGUGGCCAAGGAGAUUGCCGGCCCUGCCGUCAUCGUCUCCUUCAUCAUUGCUGGCUUUGCCUCACUCCUGGCUGCUUUCUGCUAUGCUGAGUUUGGAGCCCGCGUGCCCAAGACAGGCUCUGCCUACAUGUUCACUUACGUGUCUGUGGGUGAAAUCUGGGCUUUCCUUAUCGGCUGGAACGUGCUGCUGGAGUACAUGAUUGGGGGGGCCGCAGUGGCCAGGGCCUGGAGUGGCUAUCUGGACUCCAUCUUUGACCACAAGAUCAAGAACUUCACCGAGACCCAUGUGGGUGCCUGGCAGGUGCCGUUCCUGGCCCGCUAUCCAGACUUCCUGGCAGCUGCCAUCCUGCUGGUAGCUACCAUCUUCAUCUCCUUUGGGGCCAAAGUGUCCUCCUGGCUCAACCAUGUCUUCUCGGCCAUCAGCAUGGGCGUCAUCCUCUUCAUCCUCGUUAUGGGCUUUGUCCUUGCACAGCCCAAGAACUGGAGCACCCAGGAGGGUGGCUUUGCCCCAUAUGGGCUGUCGGGCAUCAUGGCUGGCACAGCCACCUGCUUCUAUGCCUUUGUGGGCUUUGACGUCAUCGCAGCCUCCAGCGAAGAGGCCAGGAACCCGCAGAGGGCUGUCCCCAGGGCCAUUGCUUUCUCCUUGGGGCUGGCCACUGGUGCCUAUAUCCUUGUGUCAGUUGUGCUGACGCUGAUGGUGCCCUGGCACACACUGGACCCUGACUCUGCCCUGGCUGAUGCGUUCUACAGGAGGGGCUACGCCUGGGCAGGGUUUCUGGUGGCUGCUGGCUCCAUCUGUGCAAUGAACACAGUUCUACUGAGCAACCUCUUCUCCCUGCCACGCAUUGUCUACGCCAUGGCCGAGGAUGGGCUCUUCUUUCAGGUUUUCUCCCGAGUGCACCCCUGCACACAGGUGCCCGUGGUCGGCAUCGUGGUCUUCGGGCUGCUUAUGGCCCUGCUGGCCCUCAUCUUUGACCUAGAGGCCCUGGUGCAGUUCCUAUCCAUAGGCACUCUGCUGGCCUACACCUUCGUGGCUGCCAGCAUCAUUGUCCUGCGCUUCCAGCAGCAGAAGGGGGAUGUCCCCGCACCAGGGCCCAGCGGCCAGCCCAGCACUGAGCCCCAUGAGGGCCCAUCUGGGGGAGAGCUGAAGGAGUACGAGUCCUUCUCUGACAAGCUGCACCUGGUGGACAGGGACAAGAGCAAAGAGCAGCGGGAGCCGGGGCAGCUGAAGGCAGCUUUUGAGCCCUACCUGGAGUUCCUCAGCGACUUCUACCCGGGUGAGGUGGUCACAAUAGCUGUGGUGACCUUGAUGGUGUCUGCCAUCUGCCUCUGCUCUAUCUUAGUGUUUGGCAAUACCCACCUCCACCUGCCUACCUGGAGCUACUCCCUGCUGCUGGUCCUCUUCAGUCUGGGCUUCCUGCUCAGCCUCCUCCUCAUCUGGGCACAUGAGCAGCAGCACAGCACCCAGACCUUCCAGGUCUCACCCCUGCCAGCUCCUUUUCUCCGGCAGAUCCCCCUGGUACCCCUCUCCCCAGCACUGAGCAUCAUCCUCAACAUCUACCUGAUGCUGAAGCUCAGUUACAUGACAUGGCUCCGCUUCACCAUCUGGCUGCUCUUGGGCUUGUUCGUCUAUUUUGGCUACGGCAUCUGGCACAGCAAGGAGAACCUGCGGGAGCCACGAGCCCAGCGUGUCAGUGCCCGCUACGUGGUGUUCCCGGGUGGCAGCCUGGAGGAGAGGGUGCAAGCAGUCCAGCCCAGCAGCCAGCCUGCCACCAGGCUGCCAGACACCGACAGCGAGGACUGCAAGAGAUGACACCCCUGGCAACGGGGGCACCUGGAGAUGGGAGUGUCGGAAUCUCCUCCCGCAGUGAGGCGAGAGCCCCACCCCCCUCCUCCUGGUCCCUCUGACUGCAGAGCCACUGGGGCUGCCCUGGGUGUGGGGCUCCACCUGGAGAGGAUGAGGGUGCUCACCCUUCCCCACACGCUUCUGACAGAUUAUGGAGGGGCCAGCUUCCUCCCUCCCCUCCCCUGCACUCAAGAGCUGGGUCUCAGCCCAGUGCCUGCCCUGCUCAUGAGGAGCUGUGUCCUUGUUCACCUCUCCCCGAGCACACCCUGGCACUGUGUGGUACAUCUCCUGUCUGCCAGCACAUCUGUGCAGCUGGGCAUGCAGAGGUUCCGCAGGGACCAGGACAGGCAGCCCAAUUGCUGUCCAUGCCAACUCUCAUCCUGAGUGCAGCCCCCCUGCCUCCUGCAGAGUCUCCUUGUGAAGGAGGCAAGGGCCAGUCAUGCAUCCCCACAGGCACCCUGCCAUCCCUAUCCCCAGGGCUGCUCUCCUCAGCGGCUGGGGCUGAGGGAGCUGAGGGGCAGCUGGAGACAUGACAUGGAGAAGGGAUAGGGCCAGAGUGGGUGGCUGGGAAGGCACCCCAGGAAAGCCAGUGGAGGCUGGCACAGCAAGAGCCCAGCUGCAUCUUCCCAGCCGCUGGAAUUGGCUGUCUGAGGAGUGGACUGGGGGCCAUGCCCACAGGAAGACACUGCCAUGGCCAGGCUCUUGCCCCAGUCCUGAGCAGGGUAUGGGUGCUCAGGACCCCAGGUAUAUUGCCUUGUCCUUGGGGGUCCCCAGUGGCAUCCCUGGGCUGGUCUGCCUGGAGCCAGCUCCCUACUUCUCCUGCACCCCAGCAGCACCACCUGCCCCACCAUGGGGACUCAACCCUCACGACACCCCUUCCAGGCUCUCUGGGACUUCAGACAGGCUCACAAGGUGCUUUUUCAGUAUUGCCCCCCUCCCCAGCAAUCAUCCCCAUACUUUGGGGUCACCCCAGCUGCAAGGAUGCCAUAGCGGGUCCCCAGCAGCACUGCUGCAGCCACCCCUGGCUGUUUUGCCCACAAGCCCAUGGUCAGUCAAGUGUGAGGCUGCCAACUUGACAGGCCUUGCAGCAUGGACACCCUGCUCCAUCCUCAUCCUCUGCAUGCUGUGAGGAGCUGGGGACUGUGACCAAGCUGUUCCAUUACUUCUUGCUGGCCAGUCCCUGGGGGACCCUCAGUAGGAUACGCUGGCUCUGGUGAACCCCUCUGUCUGCCAGCACUGCUCCAUGUCCCACCUCGUCGCUGCGCAGCCGCCACCAGUGCUAUGGCCCCGCUUGGCACCUCUGUGUCGUGGCUUGUGAGCAACAGGCUGAUUUGGUCAUCCUCAUAAACACUGAUUCUGCCGUGA
This is a messenger RNA of Serinus canaria (Common canary), 3547 nucleotides long. RefSeq names its product solute carrier family 7 member 4 (gene SLC7A4). The transcript is spliced from 5 exons. Gene Ontology annotation, cellular component: plasma membrane. Lineage: Eukaryota; Metazoa; Chordata; Aves; Passeriformes; Fringillidae. Gene Ontology annotation, molecular function: amino acid transmembrane transporter activity. The record is from RefSeq and is a predicted model, not a curated record. The coding region runs from base 155 to 2149 and encodes 664 amino acids. Gene Ontology annotation, biological process: amino acid transport; transmembrane transport.